This is a messenger RNA of Peronospora matthiolae, 1233 nucleotides long. The record is from the annotation of a GenBank genome assembly. Lineage: Eukaryota; Oomycota; Peronosporomycetes; Peronosporales; Peronosporaceae.
AUGAGGACGGCGCUGCUCGUGGCAUGUCUAUUAAGCCGCUUCUUGGGGCCUUUCAACCGCCUUGUCAAUGCCUCCAACUUCAUCGACAACGACGCUGCUGAUGAGAUCGAGGACGACGACAGCAGCAGCUUUGACUUUAUGUCGAGCAACCUAGAGGUCCUCCAGCCUGAUCCAGAUCUAGUAGAAGUCCAAUGCGACGGUCUCGAGUGUCCAGUCGACAGAAGAGACAGGAUGGACGACGUCCCGUCUGUCUGGACUCGGGGUCUCGUGACGCCCAAACUCAAGCCGGAACUCAUCCUGAAAGAGCACGCACGAGCUUCCAGUCGCAGCCAAAAGCUCUUCCGAGGCGAGACGUUGGGUUACGUCACGCCUUGGAACAGCAGGGGUUACGCCUUGGCCAAAAGGUUUCGCUCCAAGUUCACGUACAUCUCGCCCGUGUGGCUCCAAGUGCGUGAAGACCGUAACCACGUGCCCACUAUCACGGGCCUUCACGAGAUCGACCGGCAGUGGGUGCAGCAUGUCAAGCACGGAGUGGAAGGAGAGGUGAAGCUCGCGAUGGAUCCAGCGGUGGUACCUCGUGUUGUGUACGAGCGUAACCAACUGAAGUCCGAAGACGUUCCGCUGAUCACGAACCUGAUGCUGGAUCUGAUGAACGAGCACGACUUUGAUGGCAUCGUGUUUGAGAUUCCUGUCAUGCAAGGGACGCUCGAUAUGCUGCAACAAUUGGCCCGGGCCUUCCGAGCUGCAGACAAGUUGUUCAUUCUUGUGCUGCCCCGGAGCUCCAACGACGGUGAGAUGCCCGUGACGCACGAGCUUUUCGCCGAGCUGGCACCGCUAGUCCAUCGCUUCUCCAUGAACGCGUAUGACUUUGGUACGCCAGGGCCAAAUGCGCCAUACCCGUGGCUGGCAAAGACGUUGGAGAAGAUGUCACCGAUGGAGCGGCAGAGGAUACUGAUGGGACUUCCGUUUUACGGCUACGAUAACGCUGAUGCGAUUACGGGGAGUGCCUACAUCCAAGCGUUAACGGACAACGAUGUGACCAUUCGAUGGGACCUGGAGUCACAUGAGUGUCAGCACGUGUACACUGCUGCGGAACCGAGCCGUCAGCACGUGCUUUUCUUUCCAUGUCUGCAAUUCCUGCAGGAUCGUUUGACACUGUACAAGGCUAACGGCGUGGGGGUAGCAAUCUGGGAGCUCGGGCAAGGGCUAGAUUUCUUCUACGACCUCCUGUAA